GUCGGGGGGGCCUUACUUGGACUGGAGGUGACAUUCAGUGGGUUAGCACCGGUUAGCACUUAGCAUCUUCAGACGGGUCAACAUGGCACAGGCGGUGCAAAAACUGGUCGCUAAAGUACCGACUUUGGUUGGGGCUGCUGUUACCUACUCCAAACCUCGGCUAGCCACCUUCUGGUACUAUGCCCGUGUGGAGCUUGUCCCCCCGUCCCCUGCAGAGAUCCCCAAGGCCAUCGCAGGGGCCGCAAACCUACUCAAGGGGCUCCAGUCAGGACGUCUGGGUCAAACCACAGUGAGGGAUGCUUUCAGAAACGGACUGGUGGCCACUGAAGUGUUGAUGUGGUUUUACAUCGGGGAGUGCAUCGGUAAACGAGGCCUCGUCGGCUAUGAUGUCUGAAUCUUGGACUGUCAUGCUUUUUCUCUUUUCAAGCGUUGUAUAUGCAUCUUCCUGCAAAAAUUCUGGGAACUAAUAAACAGAUAUCUAUUGUUCAA
Molecule: messenger RNA, 489 nt
Organism: Cheilinus undulatus (humphead wrasse)
Lineage: Eukaryota; Metazoa; Chordata; Actinopteri; Labriformes; Labridae
Gene: atp5mg
Product: ATP synthase, H+ transporting, mitochondrial F0 complex, subunit g
Exons: 3
Coding region: 83-394 (103 amino acids)
Biological process (GO): proton motive force-driven ATP synthesis
Molecular function (GO): proton transmembrane transporter activity
Source: RefSeq, a predicted model, not a curated record